AUGUUGGAAGACUACUCUCUCGAUAACAACCUGUAUCGCCACCCGGAUCGAUGGGGCAACCCCAGAGUAAAGUUUGAGAAGAUGCACGACAUCUAUGCCCUGGCAAUAGUCCUCCUAGAAAUUGCGUUAUGGAAGGAUAUCAAGUCCAUCGUGAAGAAGCAGCCAGGGCAGCGAGUGGUGUCAAAGGAUGUGAAGAGCAAGGCGAAGGACAUGUGCCAGAGCCAACUACCCCAUCGAGUGGGCCAUCUCUUUGCGCAGGCCAUCCUGACAUGCUUGGAAUUCACUGAUCUGACAAAGGGGAUGAGCGAGUAUGAGUCUCAGACGUACUUCCAACGUAAUGUGGACAUUUAA
Molecule: messenger RNA, 351 nt
Organism: Diaporthe citri
Lineage: Eukaryota; Fungi; Ascomycota; Sordariomycetes; Diaporthales; Diaporthaceae
Exons: 3
Coding region: 1-351 (116 amino acids)
Source: RefSeq, a predicted model, not a curated record